Molecule: messenger RNA, 417 nt
Organism: Brassica napus (rape)
Lineage: Eukaryota; Viridiplantae; Streptophyta; Magnoliopsida; Brassicales; Brassicaceae
Exons: 1
Coding region: 1-417 (138 amino acids)
Source: RefSeq, a predicted model, not a curated record
AUGGUGAAUCAAGAUGAGUGGUUGGGAACGCUAAGAUACGCCGGUAAGGCGCAGGAUAAGGUUUCCCUUGACACUCUCAUGCUCCGUUACCGUCCGAUCGCUCCAAAACCGACGACUGGUCAGCCAUGCGAUGCAGGAGACAACAACAAGAACUCUUACAAUCUGAGCAAACGAACCAAACGAAAGUACAUUAAGGUUUCAAAGAAUAACAACACCACGUGUCGAGGAAAGACCAGAUCUGACUUGUCUGAUGAUCGGGAACCAACUGGAGUCGUGACACUUCAACUCAUGCCGGAAAAAUCCGAUCUUACAAGCGACUGCACGCCGUCAGAUCCGAUGGUGAAAACGAUAACCGGAGAGGAAACACCAGAAACCAACACGUGGACCAUGUUAACUGCGGCGUCACGGCGGAGGUGA